This is a messenger RNA of Pocillopora verrucosa, 2877 nucleotides long. RefSeq names its product HIRA-interacting protein 3. NCBI's taxonomy places the organism in Eukaryota, Metazoa, Cnidaria, Anthozoa, Scleractinia, Pocilloporidae. The record is from RefSeq and is a predicted model, not a curated record. Gene Ontology annotation, cellular component: nucleus.
UCUAGACUCAAGCAUUAAACAUUAAGGAGAGAGUAUUUUACUUUUGAUAACGGACACAUAAGAGCUUCGAAUCGGAAGAGAUGACUGAAGAUAUUGACGAAGCGAUGAUGAAGACAUUUGUACACAGGGUGUUCAGGAAGAGCGAUAACAUUGGGAGGCUUACUGUCAAAUCAUUACGUCAUCAAUUUCUUGAACACCUGGGAUUAGAGAAACUGGAAGCUUACCAGAGGGAAGUCUUCAAAAAGACUGUGCAUAAUAUCUAUGCUUUUUAUACUAAUAAAAAUCAAGGACAAAGUGAAGGUGAUCAAGAGUCAAGUGUGGAAGAUUCCCAGACAGCUGAUGACUCAAGUGAUGCCACAACAUCCACUUCAUCUUUCAAUUCAAAGCAAAGGCAAAGAAAACACUCAAUAGACAACAAAAAGGGAUCAUCUAAUGUGCAUGAUACAAAUUUAGGUGACAUUUGUGACAAUGAAAUACUUGAUAACACCAAUGAUUUGUCUGGAGAACAAUACAAAGAACAAAGAGAAGCAAAUGAAUACGGGAAAGAAGCAAUGGACAAGGAAAAUAUAGAUCAAAGGAAUACUGUUUCAAAUGGAAAAAGUUCUCAAAAGCUAAAUGGAAAGUCUACAUUGAUUUUGAUAAAAAGUAAGGACAAGGAGCAAAUCAAGAGAUCUCCAUUUAAGAAGAGAAAAAUAUCCCAGGACAUUGAUGAUGAUCCAGAAAUUGAUGAGGAAAGAAGAGAAGAAAAGAGCAUACCUAAAAAGGUGUUAGUGGAAAGUGUUGAGGAUGCAGAGGUAUCGAAUGAUGACAGUGAGGUAGUAAGGAACAACAAUAUAUCCAAAAAGAAAAAGACAUUGGAGAGAGAUGAAGAUGAAGAACCUAUGGAAUUUAACCAUGACAUUGAUGAUGAAAUACAUAAACAAACACAAGGAGGUGGAAGGAAAAAUGGUCAUGAAGCAGACCAAAGUGAUGUGAGGGUGAAUGAUGAUGAUAAUUCAUGGAAGGGAAAACAGAAAGGGAAGUCAGAGGAGAUAGGCUCCUCUAGAAGAAAGAAAAAGUCAUCACCACCUUCUGCAGACAGUGUUAGACUAAAAAACUUAAAACGUUUUGUUCGAACCUGUGGACUGCGUAAAAACUAUGUUAAACUGUUUGCUGCAUGUAAUUCCAUGUCUCAGAAAGAGACAGUUUUAGAAACAGUGCUGCGAAAGGAUACUGGGUUUGAAGGAAGAAUAUCGCUUGGUAUGUGUAAGGAGUUCAAGCAGGCCAGGGAGGAAGCAGAUGAAGUAGCUGAGCUUGAUUGUGGCAAUAUCAUCUCCACAGAUGGUGGAGGGCGGCCAACUAGAAGCAGCCGUAUAAUAUCAGAUCGCAAGCCAACACCCAGUACCGUCCUAAACUCAAACCCUAAACUGUUCAGCCGACUUCAGGGAGUGGUUGAUAGUGAUUCCAGUAAUUCGGAGGACGAAUAUAAUGGAGGAAAGAACGAGCGGAGCACUUCUCCUUACAAGAACAGUAGUCAAGGAAACUCCAAAAAGAGACGAAGAGUUGACAGUAGCUCAGAUGACGACGAGGAAUAAGCCAUCCAAGAUGUUUGUAACCAUUAUUUUACACAAUUUUAUAUACCAUUGUUUUAUCAGUAACAUAAAAAAUAAAUCAAUUAUAACGAGGAUGGCAAAGGGUUGAUAUGUGACGCGUGAUUAGGGCCAAAUUUAAUGUGUGACGCGUGAAUUUACAGAAAGGCAAGCGUGAUUUGUAAAUUUAUGAAGGCGUAAUUCGCCUCUUGAAAUAUACGUGACCCGUGAAUUGUUUCUUUCAUGCGAUAAAACCCUAAGAUUUCCCUGAAACCUUGUAGAAAAGAAGAGGGAUUUGAAGUUUCCCCUUUGAUAUACGUCCCGCGUGAAUUUCUCUAAAAUUCGUGCGUGAAACGGGAUCAAGAUCCCCUCUGCCACCCCCUGUAAUGAAUACCAUCUUAGUGCGCUUGACCUUAAAGCUCGCGUAGUUCGAAUCAGUAAGUCUCAUAGUAAAACUUAUUAAUUCGUAGAUUUCUAAAUUGGUAUUUUUGUUAAGCUCAUUGAAUUUUUGGCAUUCAUGUCCAUUAACACCCUAUGGAUUCAAGGAUUUUUAUCUCUAUUGAAGAAAUCUGUGUUAAUCGCGGUCAUUUUCUCUUCAAAGUACUUUCUUGUUCAGGAGGGAAAAUUACAGGCCUUUGAAUUGUACUGUCGAGUUUUUGUUUUGUUUUGUUUUUUUUCAGUUGUAUUCCACUGCGCUUUUUAGUUUUGAACCAUGUUAGACUUAUGCACCAUUCACAUCAGCGAAACAUGUGUAGUUUAUCAAUGUUUAACUGAAUGAAAACAGAAACGAGAAUUAGAAAACUGAAUUUCCCUUAUGCUUGAAGUAGUCAUUUGUAUUUUCAAUGUGCCAACUUGAAAAUCGACAAAAAUUGGUCUAAGCAGCUUCGACGAAGAAGACAAUUUUAAACUGUCUGACAAAAAACAGCUUUAAAAUGUGUAAGCUUUGGCAUGGUGGGAAUAAGACGAAUUCGCCUGUGGCUAUUUGAUGAGCCGAAUAUACUUCUCUCUGUCUUUUCAGAGCAACCUUGCUCCGUUAGCAUCAGGUCUGUAUCGAUUAACAAAUGAAGGAAAGAGGUGUUUGACCCUCAUGUAGUCAGAGGUCACUAUCUUGGGUUUUCUAGCAAGCGUCCGAAAUCGGACUUAACUAAUCAAAAGUUAACGGAUAUUUGUUAACUCCUAGCGAUAGGCUAUCUGUCACUUUAAUGAUUCACUUAUCGUUUUGGGUAUAAACUGGAGUCGUUUUGUUGGGCGUUGCAUUUUCAAACUUUUUUAACUAUGUUGUUACUUUCAUCAUUUUUAGAAGUUUUGA